Messenger RNA from Lagopus leucura (white-tailed ptarmigan), 793 nucleotides. Its product is annotated as phospholipase A2, membrane associated-like. Bases 132 to 566 code for a protein of 144 amino acids. The transcript is spliced from 4 exons. Lineage: Eukaryota; Metazoa; Chordata; Aves; Galliformes; Phasianidae. The record is from RefSeq and is a predicted model, not a curated record. Gene Ontology annotation, biological process: negative regulation of T cell proliferation; arachidonate secretion; phospholipid metabolic process. Gene Ontology annotation, molecular function: phospholipid binding; calcium ion binding.
CCCCUCUUUAUCCAUAUAAAGCAAACCCGCCAAGCCCCAGAGCCGCAGAGAGAGGAGGGUGGGAUUUUAUUGCCCCCAUUUCAUCACCAGUCCCAGAGUGCUGCUCGCCGUCCUCUUCCUCCAUCGUGAAGAUGAGGAAUCUCCUGCUUGCCCUGCUGCUGGCUUAUGGGCUGCCUCCGGCGCGUGGCAGCUUGCUGGAGCUGGAGCGCAUGAUCAGAGUGACCACAGGGAAGAGUGCCCUGCUCUCCUAUAGCUGGUAUGGGUGCUUCUGCGGCAUCGGGGGCAGAGGGACCCCAGUGGACCCCACUGACACCUGCUGCCAUGCCCACGACUGCUGCUACAGGCAGCUGCGAGAGAGCAGCUGCAGCCCCCUGAUAACCCCGUACCAAUUCGAUGUCACCGAUGGAGACAUCACCUGCGGUGAUGAGCAAAGCUGGUGCAAGAGAGAGACCUGCCUGUGUGACAGGGCCAUGGCUUCGUGCUUUGCCAGAGCUCUGCCUUCCUACAACGUGUCCUACCGCUUCUACUUCAAGCUGAGGUGCAGAGGGAGCAAGCUGCAGUGCUGAAAUCUGCAUGUCUGCCUGUUUUGAGUGCCUUUCCUCGUUGCUGUGGGAAGGACAGGGUGAUGUGAGUGCUGAGAGGGGCUGCAGCCCUCCUCCCAGUGAGGUGAUGCGCAGGGUGAGCAGGGCACAUGCGAUAGCUGGAGAUCCCCAGCUCCCCAGAAGAGUUGUUGUCCCCUUAUUCUUCUCUUUUCUCUACUGAUUUUGUUUUCCAGCAAAAAGGAAUUGAAUAA